Parastagonospora nodorum SN15 is the source of this 1587-nucleotide messenger RNA. RefSeq lists its product as hypothetical. The transcript is spliced from 3 exons. Bases 1 to 1587 code for a protein of 528 amino acids. NCBI's taxonomy places the organism in Eukaryota, Fungi, Ascomycota, Dothideomycetes, Pleosporales, Phaeosphaeriaceae. The record is from RefSeq and is a predicted model, not a curated record.
AUGCUUCACGACAUAUUUCAGAUCCUUCAAACUCCUAUUGAGGGCCUGAAGAAGGAGCUCAGCGUUGCCGAUCAGACGCCAGCAUGGGCCAAUAAUCAUUCCGAUGUUGAAGCGAUACUGGGCACUGUGCAACUGGCCAAGGAGAAGUAUAACGAUGCUUCCAAAGACCACUCCGGAACAAGAGCAUGGCUCGAGAAGUUCUCAGGCCGUGUCAUGUACUAUGGCAAAGUCUUCGACGCCCUUGCGCAGCAUCAUCCCGAAUAUGUCGCUCUAGCUUGGGGCGCGGUCAAAUUCGUACUCAUGGGUAUCAUCAACCGCGCAACGCUUGUCCAAAAGCUUGCCCAAGCCUUCGUUGCCAUCGGAGACGUGCUCCCCAGAGCUAGCCUCAGCGCCGAACUGUACCAAACAGACUACAUGAAGGAUGCGCUGUCCAGACUGUACGCCUACAUUAUGAUAUUCCUCCACCUGUGCGUCAAGUGGUACAACAGAAGCUCACUCGGUCGACUAUGGUCUGCGAUAAAAUCGCCAUUUGAGCUCGACUACCAGGACCUAGUCGACCAAAUAAAGGUGUCCUCUGCGGCUGUCGAGGAUCUCGCGAACGCGGGAGCGAGAGUGGAGAUCCGUGAUAUUCGAACGAUGCAAGAUAUCUCCCACGCUCGCUUCGUCGAGUUCUACAACAAGCUCAUGGAUCGACAAGCGAAUCUAGAGAACUCGGUAUCGCAACUAAUGCAAGUCGCAACAACCAGUAAGACAAUUACUGAACGGAUUAGUGUCGAUGUUCGCUGUAUUAGCGAGACGACAUACCGGCUUGAGUUCCAUCAUCUUGUUGACUUUCUCGCUCCCAUGAUACCACCUGAGAAGGCUCUACUCAAAGUGCAAUCAUUCAGUCGCCGGGACCCAACCAGAAGUCUACCAUCUGUCGGGGACCUCAAGAUCAAACGGACCUUACACGAUUGGGCAUCAGCUGAUCGGCCCUCCUUGCUUGUAGUGCGAAUGGGUCUUCGUGCGCAGAAGCAAGCUCGAGAUCUAGCAGCCGAUAUAAUCAAAGGCCUAACUUCGAAGAGCCAGUGCGUCUUUUGGAGCUUGUCGCUGCCAUGCCUCUCAGAUAGAGAAGGAGAAACCAUGGCUAGCGUCUUCAAGGCGCUCAUCCACCAGGUUUUGCAGCAGUCUGCCGGACUCUUUGCACAGUUCUCCGAGCAGCUCAAUUUGGUCAAGAUCCGAAGUGCGCAUACAGAUAGCGAGUGGGCUGAUCUUAUCUGCCUGCUGCUUUCAAAGGUUUCACAAGCCUUUCUCGUGUUGGAGACGGAGAGCUUGCAUAAGGCUUAUCGACACGAUCCAGACUGGGUUGACCGCAUGGUGCAGCUUUUGCAAAGGAUAGUUGACAAGACCGCGACCGCGGGCAACCAGCUGAAAGUCCUUUUGAUGGUCUAUGGGAAGCCGGUGACCGGGGUUCAAGGCUCAUCGAAUACCUACGAUAUGACUGUGACUUCCCUAUCACCGCCCAUUCCUGUACCUCCACGAUCACGGCACGUGUCGCAGCGAUCAGGCUUUGCGACAAAGGGGUGGAAGCUCCAAGUUUCAAAGUAA